AUGGCUUUUUUGAGGUCUGAAUUUGAAAAUGCACCAAAACAGCUCUUAUGGGAGAAUGAUUUGGAUAGCAUGAUGUUUAACAAUUUAAAAGAUCUCCAUUUCUUCUUCUUCUUCUUCUUCUUCUUCAAAUUCACCCUCUUCACUGCAAAUUUACUUCUAAAAAUUCCCCUUUUAAUUUUCUUCCAUUUUCAACUACUCAAUUACCUCUGGCCGAAAUUGGCUAUUGACGGCGAUGGGAAUGGGCGCCGUCGGCUCAGGGGGUGGCGAUUUGGGGUGGUGUCGGAGAGGUGGCGUUCUGCCUCCCCGUCAAGGUGCGGUCGUUUCUUCGCGGCUGCGACGGCGAGGACAGCUGGAGAUCGAUCGCCGACGCUAGGGUUGCAGCGGAUCGCGACUUUCCUCGACCUGGUGCGGCUGAGACUUGUGGCAUCUCGAACGGCUCUCCGGCGCGGUGCUGUUCGUAUGCGGGGCCAUCGCCGGUGGUCUCGUCAACGGGAGAAAAGUGUUCGCGAUGGCUGCUCGGAGGCUAUCUCAAACAAAUUUACCCGGUUACGGAAGACGUUCGAUACUUUUGAGAUGAGGAUUUUUGUACUACUACUUGUUCUUGUGCAACAUGAGAUUCAAGCAAAAGAGUUUAUCCUGCCUCCGAGCAAUCACGAGACCGAACCAAACGCGCCCUUACCGGAAUUCGCCAGAAAAGGAACCUCAAUCAGGCUACAUUUUGCCAGGUAUUCAUCAAGAAACAAGAUUGUGUCGGAAAAUAAGCGACUUGUGCCAACCGGGUCAAACCCUUUGCACAACAAGUGA
Messenger RNA from Striga asiatica, 804 nucleotides. The record is from the annotation of a GenBank genome assembly. Lineage: Eukaryota; Viridiplantae; Streptophyta; Magnoliopsida; Lamiales; Orobanchaceae.